Messenger RNA from Strongyloides ratti, 4185 nucleotides. RefSeq names its product Trafficking protein particle complex subunit 8. The transcript has 2 exons. The coding region runs from base 1 to 4185 and encodes 1394 amino acids. The record is from RefSeq and is a predicted model, not a curated record. Gene Ontology annotation, biological process: endoplasmic reticulum to Golgi vesicle-mediated transport; protein localization to phagophore assembly site. Gene Ontology annotation, cellular component: phagophore assembly site; TRAPPIII protein complex; cytoplasmic vesicle. NCBI's taxonomy places the organism in Eukaryota, Metazoa, Nematoda, Chromadorea, Rhabditida, Strongyloididae.
AUGAUAGCUUUGAUAAAUUCAAAUGGUGUCUAUGAUGUUUGUGGGAAAAAUAAUCUUACAUUAGCUGAUAUGCUUCAUCCAUAUUCUCGCAUUUUUGCUACAAUUCGUGAUCCUUCAAACUCAUCUACAAGUUCUAAAUUAAAAAUUGAUAUUAGAGAUAUUAAACAAAGUGGAUCAUUAUUAUCAUUAACUGUACUACCAUCUGUUCUUGAUCAAGCAGUUACCUUAGCCUUUGACGAUAAAAUUAGUGCCUAUGAAUCUUUUGUAGAAACAUUAAAUUAUUGGCAAGAACCUGGUGAACAUGAAUUUUUAAAAACUUACAUGGCUUGCAUUUUUGCAGUUUCUGCACAUGAAAAUAAUCCACUAGAAGAAUUAGAUAAUCUUAUUACACAACAACGACAACAACAACAUUCAAAUAUUGAGGUUCCUGAUCCAUUACCAUGUCCCGGUCAUUGUACUCCACCAAGAUGGUUUAUGCAUAAUAUUUUAAAAUUUUAUAUUCUUGUUCAAGAUGUUUCUUUAAAUACAAAUGUUGACAAUAUAUAUAAACAAAUGAUAACAACUUAUGGUACAAAUAAUUGUCAUCUUCUUCGUAUUAAUUCAAGUCAGGUUGAUACAAAUUUACCAGAUAUUUGGAGUAAUUUUAUUGAUAAAAGAGAUAAGGUAUUAGAAUUAGGUCUUGAAUUAGCUAGAACAAAAAUAUCAGAAAAAACAUCUUUAACAGAUAAAUCUAUUGAUACUGAACCUACUACUCCAUCAACAGGAAUAUCUGUUACAAGUAGUUCAGCAAAUCCUCGUAUAGCAGAUGACUAUUUAACAUAUUUAUCUGUUACAACAGGAGCUAUUAAUACAGCUCAUACAAUUACAACAUCAAAUAUAAAUACAAAGAAAAAAAUAUAUCGUGGUAUAUACUUAGAUUCAAGUGACAGAGAAAGAUUAGUUGGACUAAUUGAAGAUUUUACAAUAAAUGCUUUGAUUCCAUUUAUUGAAAGGCAAUUAAAAGUUUUAAAUGAUGGAUGGAUUAAUAGGAAGGGUUUUGCUAAAUCAUUAACACUUGGAAUGAAAAAAUGGUUUGGUCCAGUUACAAGUACAAAUAUUGCACCUUCAAAAGUUGUUUAUUCUCCAGAAUGUGGUGAAUUACAAUCUAGAAGAUUAGCUGAUUUAUGUGUACUAUUUGGAUUAUAUUCUUAUGCACUUCCUGUAUAUCAAUCAUUGAAGAAAGAUUUUGAACAUGACGGUAGUUGGCUUCAUUAUGCUGGAACUUUAGAAAUGGCUUCAAUUUGCCUUGCAACAUCAGUAUCAAAUGUCAAAGAUUAUCCAAAACAUUAUAUGGAAAAUGCUUUGAAUCAUUAUACUUUAUCUUCUCAUAAACCACUUAUUGCUCUUAGAGCUGGUAUUGAAAGUUAUGAAAUUUUAACAAAAUUAAAUUGUUUUGAAGAAGCUGCUAUUCAAAUGGUUAAAUUAGCUUCUUUUAAUUUUGGUAAUGAGUUAUAUCAUGCUAUUUUAAGUAACUUGGCAAGUGAAGCUUUUAAGCAGGCUAAGAUGUACAGAAAAAUGUGUUUUCAAUAUGUACUUACUGGAUACAGGUACACAAAAUGUAAUCAAAAGCAAAUGGCAUUAGAUUGUUAUAAAAAAGCAUUACCAGAAAUAAUUGAUAAAUCAUGGAAUGAUGCUAAUGAUCACAUUUUGCAUACUCUUGCAAAUGAUUUUUCAAAUAUGAAUACGGCUAUAGAAUAUGCAGAGAAAUUAGUUAGAGAAGAAAGUGAUAAAUCGGAAGAGGAACAAAAAAUAUUUUUGCAAAGUUUUGUAGAUAUUUUAUUAAAAAAUAAUACAAUAAUGCCAGAAUUUAAAUUUCCUACUGUUAAAAUGAAUGAAAUAAGAGUAAUUUAUGGAAAUAUUCCAGAUAAUUGUGAUAGUAAUGUUUAUAAUGAUGAUAAACAAAAUGAUAAUUGGGAUGACCUUGAAAAAGCUGCUUUUCAUACAUUUUUUCCAAGCAAAAAGUUAUUUGAAAAAGUACAUAUUUGGAGUGAUAAAAAAACUGAAAAUAUAACUGUCAAAGAAACACCACAAAAUGAAAAAUGUCGUAUAGUAUUUACAUUAAAAAAUAAUUUAACAGUAAGUGUUCAAAUGGCAAAUAUAAAAUUAGGAUUUCAAUAUAUUAAAUUAAGUAAUAAUGAUAUGGGUAAAGAAAAUGAUUUGAUAGAAAAUAAAAUUGUACCAAAUUUAUCCCUUCAACCAUCUUCAGAAACUUCAUUUGAAUUAUAUUUUAUACCUGGUUCUAAUAUUUUAGAAGUAUCAAUAAAUAGUAUUAUUUUUGAUUUACAUUCAGAAUCAUCAUUAAUUACUGGUUCAAUUCCUAUAAAUAUACGUGGCCAAAAAGUUUUGAAAAAUCAUGAAGAGGCAACUUAUAAAGAGGACAAUCGUUUAACAAUAAAAGUUUCAAAAAAUGUCAAACCAUCUAUGAAGGUAAAUCUUUUUAAGAACAAUGAAAAUUCAACAAGUAUUUCUUCUUAUUGUAAUCAAAUAUUUCAAAUUACAACAGAUAUUGAAAAUAUAGGACCUAUUGAAGUUGAUGGAAUUUGUGUUGCUACAGAUAAACCUAAUUUAAUUUCUUUAUCAGAACCUAUUAAUAAUACAUGGCAGAUAUGUAAUUCUAAUUUAUAUUCUUUAAAUGAGAAUAUUCUUGUAUAUAAUAUUCUUUCUAACAAAUUUUUAAAUGUCAAUGAAUCAUGUCAAGUGAAAUUUUCUUUCAAGGCUCCAUCUAUACCUGUGAAAGGUGAAUCUAUUUCAUUAAUUAUUUAUUGGAAAGCUACAAAUGGAACUACAAGAUACAAAAGAUUUCAACUUAGUUUUACAACACAACAUUUAUUAAAAGCUAAAACAAGAUUAAUUGAUCCUUUUGUUGGUUUGUGUGCUGUUGAUUUUAAAAAUUCUAGUGAUAGUAAAGAUGCUGUUCUUGUAAAAAUUGAAAUUUUACGUAUGAGAACAAUUUAUAAAUCAUCACCAAUUCUUAAGAUUAAUUCAAAUGGAAAAAUUGUUGCUGUUAAUGGUAGUUCUUGUUCAGAAACUGAUAAUGGUUUCAUUUUAAUGUCUCCAGUAAUAAAUGAACCAACAAUAAGUAUUGAUAAUGCACAAGGGUAUACUUUACCAUUUUAUUUAAUGUACUCUGAUGAUAAAAAUAAUGAUAAUGCAAUUAAUUAUACAAAUGAUUUAUGGUUAGGACAAGUUUUACAAGAAUUUCCUUCAUUCUCAAACAAUUUGAAUAGAAGAACUUUUUUAAAUCCACAACAAAAAGAAGUUUACUCAUUUAUAAAUCCAAAAACAUUUGAAAGUCUUAACUUUAUUGAUAAUUUUGGACAUUUUAAUAUUUUUGUUUUAUGGAAAGCAUCAAUUUUUAAUGUUGAUGGAGCAUUUACAACGAUAUUUGGAGAGUCUAGCUUAGUUAAUCCUUUCUUACAAUAUAAUCCAUCACCAACUCCUAUUCAGGAAAUAUUUUUACCACCACAACUAUCACAAUACCGCAUACCAAACACAUCACCAAAGAUAAUAUUUAUACCUAGUGACGCUGAUUCUCUGCAAUUAAAACAAGCAAUAACCGAAGAUCAAUUUAUGAACGCAACAGAGAUGAAAUCAAUUGAUUUGUGGACUAACCCUGUAUUAGUGGAGCACCCUUUAGAGGCAAUUGAACAAUGUGAAGUUGCUUCAGCUGUUAGGGCAAAUGUUUAUUUUAAUACAAAUAUUAUUGAACAUAAUUUUGCAAUUGAAAGAAUAUGUACUGUACCUGUAAAUAUUGAAAUAUCAAAUUUUGAUAGAAGAUGUCGUUAUAUUAAUGCAACAAUUAUAUGUACAUCAUCCAUACCAAAAAUUAAUGCAUUAUAUGAAAAAUAUUAUGACCAUCAAUUUACAAAUAAUCCAAUAGUUCCUCAUAGUCAUUUAACUUGUAAUAUGUCUAAAGUUACCAAAUUAGUACCUCCUAAUAAUACAUUAACCUUUACAUUACAAUUAAAAUCGGCUCUUCCUUCAGUUUUUGAUACUUCUUGUCUAUCUAUUUCUGUUUCUUUUAAAGAUUCUCUUAAUUCUGUACAACUACAAUUGCCUUCUCAUCAUAUAUCUAUUAUAGACAUAUCAUUAGUUAAUCAUAUCCCUGAAACUUCAUCAAGAUGUUCAUCUGUUCCUGUCACAUAG